AUGUCUAUGAGAGAGAACGCUGCCUGCAUUUUUUGUAAAAUCAUCAAGGGUGAGAUUCCCUCUUUCAAAUUGAUCGAAACUGAGACUGCGUAUUCAUUUUUAGAUAUUCAGCCAGUUACUGAAGGUCACGCGCUGAUCAUUCCGAAAUAUCACGGCGGUAAACUCCACGAUAUCCCUGAUGAGUACCUGACUGAUGUUUUACCUAUUGCUAAAAAACUUGCUAAAGCUUUAGGCGUUGAUCAGGAGGGAAUAGAUGGAUCUGUCGGGUACAACCUGUUACAGAACAACGGUAGGAUUGCUCACCAAGAAGUUGAUCAUGUGCAUUUCCAUUUCAUUCCCAAGAGAGAUGACCAAUCUGGUUUGAUCGUUGGUUGGCCUGCGCAGGAAACGAACUUUGAGAAACUAGGUAAGUUCCACAAAGAACUACUAGCUAAGUUAAAUAACUAA
Messenger RNA from Zygotorulaspora mrakii, 447 nucleotides. RefSeq names its product adenosine 5'-monophosphoramidase (gene HNT1). The record is from RefSeq and is a predicted model, not a curated record. Gene Ontology annotation, molecular function: catalytic activity. Gene Ontology annotation, biological process: nucleotide metabolic process. The coding region runs from base 1 to 447 and encodes 148 amino acids. NCBI's taxonomy places the organism in Eukaryota, Fungi, Ascomycota, Saccharomycetes, Saccharomycetales, Saccharomycetaceae. The transcript has 2 exons.